Molecule: messenger RNA, 7530 nt
Organism: Gigantopelta aegis
Lineage: Eukaryota; Metazoa; Mollusca; Gastropoda; Neomphalida; Peltospiridae
Product: tumor necrosis factor ligand superfamily member 10-like
Exons: 4
Coding region: 475-1539 (354 amino acids)
Biological process (GO): immune response
Cellular component (GO): membrane
Molecular function (GO): tumor necrosis factor receptor binding
Source: RefSeq, a predicted model, not a curated record
UGAGGCAUAGUUACAUAUUUGUCAUUGGUCGAUAGCGCCCACGUGAUCCGUUAUGUUAUUAUUGUAGGUACACAGAUGCGGUAGCGCUGAGCACGGCAGCGGUGGAUUUCCUCGCGAAAAGGACACUUUUGUUUGGGUUCGCCGUUAGGAACCUGCCUUAUUGACGCCGGGAGAUGCGAGUGUGAAAUCGGUCUGUGAGUCCGACCUUCUGACGGUUACCGAAACAGCAGACGACACUCGUGUAUUUUAAAAACCGUAGCAGACGGCCUAGCAUUGAUUGUCGGCCAUUUCUCCAGCUCUUCUGCUACUCUACGGUAAUAUAUCGUCUGCUGUUCAUGGAACCAAGAGCUUCUCUGUGAUUCCCUUUCUGUCUGUUUUGAUUUUGGUUUUUUCCUUUUGUUUUUUUCCUUUUUUUUUCCCUUUCUUCUUCCGUCCUGGAACUUGUUCCGGGAGUGAGAUAGAAUUACUCCAGAGAUGUCAGGUCGAAUGGACUCCCCUCCCAACUUCAUGGACAGAAAUCGCGACCAAGAUUCGGCACAGACACUUUUAGAUUCUAAGAAUGUUUCCAGAGCCAGCAACGGCAACGCAAGAGAGGAAAAAGCCAUGCGCCACGACUACGAUCGUCUGCAAGAAAAGCUCGCGCGAAUCACGUGCUACCUGUACGGACUGGCGACCAUCGUCGUCUUCGGGAUGCUCAUCCUCAUCGUCAUCAUCGCCGUCCUGUACGGCAAACUCAGCUACGACGUCGCUCACCAUUCCCACCAGCCGAAAGUCGGGGAGCAGAUCUCUAAGAUUCUGGAGGACGAGGAGUUGUGUUUCUUGUGUAGUACCCUGAAGCUGGGACCGAGUCCCCAGGAGGAACACAUGUUGGAUCCGUUUAUUCGAAAGGACGAUAAGGACGGGGAACAGUGUUGUGUGGAGAGCCCGUCCCAGCUCAUGGAUUUACUUAAGCUGUUUAUUGAAAGAAAAUACAGAGAAGAAAUGGCUAAAGGUAAUAUAAAACUCCAACACAAUGGCGGUCUGAUGUCCGACGAAGAUAGACCGGCUGCUCAUCUGAUGGGUUCUCUCCAGAGACUGGGUCUAAAUCAAGUUCCGGGAAAACAGUUUCCAAUCUCCAGCUGGGUCUACGAGACCGACCUCGCUUUCACCAACCACGUGACCUAUCGUCACGGCCGCAUCGUGGUGCCCACUGACGGGCUGUACUACGUGUACAGCCAGAUCUCGUUCCUCGAGGUGUUCGACCCGCUGCACGGAGAUGGGAGCCAGUCCAACCCGUCAUCCACCAGCACGGAGUCCCCAAGUCUCUCGCACUACAUCUACCGAUAUAACAUCAUCUACCCGCUAGGGGGCGAGGAGCCGCUCGUGCAGAACUCCAUCACCAAGUGCUGGGGCCAGAACAAGGCGUUCGGGGAAUACGUCAGCUAUCUAGGGGCCGUGUUCAAUCUCAGACAAGGGGACGAGGUGUUUGUCAAGGUGUCCAAUCUGUCAAUGGUGGCGAGAGAACCUAAAUCAAACUAUUUUGGAUUGUUCAAGCUUUGAUUUUUGUUGAGAGUCUCACAUUUUUUCCCCUGGGGAUGUUUUUUUUUUUUGCGUCCUUGUGAUACAAGAGCAUACAAAACAGCUAUGACAGUAAAAUUCCAAACGAUUGAUUGAAUGAGAUGAGUGCAAUUCAUUCUACUGCUGAUGUCGGUGCUUCUACACAAUCUUCUACAAAGCGAUCUGGACACUGCUUCUUAGAAAAUGCUUCAAGAGAAAAUUCUAAGGUUGCUUAGAAAUUGCCCGCAGAUUGCAUAUAAACUGCUUCUUAGAAAAUGCUUGUGUUCUAAGAAUGAUCUGGACAUUAUAGUAUUAUAGAAAAUACUAGAAAAGGUUCUAGAGAUUGCAUAGAAACUGCUUACAAAAUGCUUCGAGAAAAUUCUAGAAAAGGUUCUAGAGGAUGAAUAGAAACUGCUUUUCAGAAAAUGCUUCUAGAGACAUUUCUAGAAAAUAUUCUUGAGAACAGUGUGAAGAUUGCUUCUUAGACGAUGCGUCUACAAAAGGUUUUGGAAAAUCAUCUAGUAACUACUUUGUAAAAACAAAUGCUGCUACAAAAAAAAGUCUAGAGAAUGUUCUAGAAACUGCCUAGAGACUGCUUCUUAGAAAAUGCUUAUACAGAAAAUUCUAGAAAAUAUUCUAUAGUCUGCUUCAGGACACGCAUGUAUAUAAAUGCACACAGUCGCGUUUGUAGACGCGUUCCAUUUUAGUAACUUCGCCACAAUGGACAUCAAUCAUUGGUCUGACUUCUAGACUACCGAGGUCGGGCUCUCUUGAGCUGUUACUCCAUUAUGGUGAGAAUAGUUAUUGACUGGUCUGAAUGGACAUCGUGAUCUCAGUCAUGGCAUAUGAUGCAAUGACUGCUGUUAGAAAUAAUUAUAUACUCUGUACAUAGUACACAGUUGUGUUCCAGCAGUGGCCACUCUAAAAGAAACCCUGGGGCUGCAACAUUCCUUGGUAAUAAUUUGGUCGUGUUUCUGGAGUAAAGGAUUAAGAUCGUUUAUCAUCUAUGUCCGCAGGUUUGUCGGAGGAGGGCGCGGGGGAGGGGCAUAAAGGUAAAUAAUUAUUAAUAUUGAAAAUAGAAGGCCGGAUAUAACAUUGUACUUAGCGGGUCCUGGGGUUUGCAGGCCUGUUUAGGUUUUUCGAUGUCUUAUCUUUUAUUGGUACAUUCUGGAACAUCUUAAUUUGAGGUCAUUUUGAUGCUGAGGUAGGCAGAAGCGGGGUCAUAGCCUAACCCAUGGGCCUAGCUUGGGAUUUUCAGGUGGUACACAGACGUUUUCGGCGAUGGAAUAAAACGCUAUUGGCUGUGCCCACUCCCACUUCACCCCCAUAUAUAUUUUAAUAAAAAACUGUAAUCUCAAGUGGUACGCAGCUGCAUACCUGCGUAUAUGGAAGCUCUAACCCAUCCCCACCCCCUCCCCUUGACUCUGACAGGCCUGGUCUGGUAGUAUAAGUAGGUAUUAAUGUUAUCGUUGGCUACAUAUUUUUAUGGAGUAGGCCAAAUAUUUUCAAAAAGGCCUAAUAGGUUCGUGAAUCUCUACUGUCCCACCACCAUCACCAACAACAACUCUGAAGAGUAUGCAUCACCCACACCCAACCCUCACCCCACCCUAUCCUCCUCUUCCCAGAUGAAACUCGCAUUACUGCCGUAUUGGCCCCUGAAGUUGCUAUCAUCUUCCGACGGGGAUGUGAUUUAGCUCAGACCGUAGAGCGCUCGCUUGAAGUGCUUGUGUCAUCAGUUCACAUCUCCUCGGAGGAUUAACUGAGCUUUUGUAUUCUUCGUCCAAGCUAGUGCCCUACCCUGGUAUGUCAUUUUGCUGUCCUGUCUGUGGAAAGUGCAUAAAAAAAAAGAAUCGUAGCUGCUAAUAUAAAAACUGUAGUGCGUUUAGCACAUUUUUCAGAUUCAAUAGCCCAUGAUUAUUUAAUGAAUGUACCCUAGCAGACAGGAUGUUACACAUCUGUAGAAAUACAUGGGUAAAAUAUAUAAAUAUUUUAUAGCCAUAUUCCAGCUCUGGCUAUUUCACUUUGUAUAUAGCUAUUGUGUUCAGCACUCGCUCGAUAUUUCGGGACCCGUGCUUCUAAAGCUUUAUUUUGUAGACUUGGCGUCCGGCGACCAAGUUCGCAAAACGUAAGGCUACAUUUAUGCAUAUUCGCGUCUUUGAUUGUAAAACAGUUCUAAUAAUUAUAAACUUAGAAAUAUUAAGAAACUAUUUUAUUUCGUCCGCACCGUGGUUUGUUUUCCAAGAUAAUAGUAUUUUUUGGUGUGAAAUAGAUGCCAAACCGUAACACAUGUAAACGUUCCUAGAUGUCAGAAGUGGGGAGGGGGGCGCUUAAUAACUCCCCACUGCCCCUCCUCCUCACCUCCCUUCCCCAGGGGGACAGGGCAAACUGACAGUGGCCCCAAGAGCAGCAAGGUAUUGUUUCGCUAACGUUCGCGAACUAUUUGAUUGGUUCCCGACGUGGCUAUAUGGUUUUACCGUGAAGCAUAUAAAACAGUCUAGCGUACGUUUUUCUGCUCGGUCUGGCUGAACUCCGAUCUGGUUUUCUUCCCCUCGCCCCUGCUAGGCCCUGAUUUCAGCCUUUUCAUUUUGGGUGUAUGAUAAUCGUCACUUUCAUGCCACUGCGGGUUGUUUUUUUUAACCACCUAUUUGUAUGUAUGAAGAAGUAAAUGUGAAUUCCAUGAAGCAUAUUUAUAAUAUAGCCAUUACCGAAAGGAACAUGUCAUGACUGUUAAUUGAAUAACAAUACAUCGUGUACGUGUAAAUAUGUGCAUAAUUAUAUGUAAUUAACAUUCAUGUUUGUAUCAUUAUAGUUGACGACACGAUAAACGGCAUAUGCAUACCUGUGCAGCAAUAAUUUUCCUUGUGGGUGUAUAACAAGGCUUAAAGGUAAACGGGGUUUUAAAUGGGACAAAAAGAAGUUUCUAUACGAACUUUGGGUAAAAUAUGUUUUAACCCUGACACUGCCAUUCUAUAUUUUGAAGACAAUAAAAUAUUUUUUUUAAAUUAUAAAAUAAAAUAAAUAAUGUUUUGAAUACUUUAGUAGGCCUAUUAUACAUAUUUCAAUUGUUUGGGGUUUGUUUUUGUUUUUUUGUUUUUUGGGGGUCAUCUUCUUCAUUUUUUGUUUGUUUAUUUUUUUAAUGGUUUGGGGGGUUAUGGGGUUGGGGUUUCGGGGGGGGGGGGUGUUGGGGGAUCGUUUUCUAAGUAUGUUUUUGUUUUUUUUGUUAUUGUUGCAAUGGCAUAAGCCAAUUUAUAAUUAUCAUUCUAGUCCAUUAGCCCAUUGAAAAAAAAACAUCACACCCGUAAGAAAACAAACUUUUGGAGAAAUUUUGGUAUGCCGUAUUUCUUGUCGUGUACUAUACUAAUAGUCUCGAUUAUUACACAUGUUAAUACCUUUAUGCAUGCUCAAUCGUCUGAAUAUGGAGAACAACACUAUAUCAAACUAUAUGCAAAUGUUAAAUAUGUGUUGCUUAACUACACGAUCAUCAUAAAUGACAGUGUGAAAUGUGUGUAUGUAUAUAGGCUACAUGUAUAAUAUUGGUUUUAGUUACGUUUCGACCAUUCCUAGUUUUAUACGUCUCAUCUUGUCACGCCAUCUAUAAUAUACGCUACUAUGUUUACCUUGGACUUCACAAACUAUACACUAAGCUCAAAUCCGCAUCGCACUUUUUCCCGAUACUCUAAAAGCCGACGCUACACUAUACGAGAAGAGCCGAGUGCAACCGAUGAAAUGGUAAAUUAAUGUUGUCUUGUCACAAUUGGCUGUAUUCGUACGAGGCACUCGUAUCGUGUGGCGUCGUCUUUAUAGUUAUCUCCCCUUGGAUAAUAUAAUCCGAAGGCAGCUUUUUUUUUCUUCUUUUUUUUUUCUUUUUUUUUUCUUUCUUCUUUGUUUAAUUCCACCAGCCCCAACACUCCAACGUCUUUUCGUUAGUCUUUCGAAUUAUGGUGAUUUGCGUAGACCUGUUAAGAUUUUAAAUUAGAGGUGAGAGAACAAAAAUAUUAAUAUUAAUAUUUGCUAUUAAUAUUUAUGUUGGGUGGAUGAUAAAUUAUGAAAAUUUGAAUCUUAUUUAUAAGCGUUGUGUGAAACCGAUUUCCUGGAAUUUUGAAUUUCAUUGUAUGCAUCAUUCGCGUAUGAAUUGCUUUAAUAUGGGUAAAUGUAUUAGUCUUUAAAUUAUGUAAAUUAGGCGCAAAUUCCAUUUGUCCAUAAUCCGUACUCGUAACCGUAUACGUAACCGUAUUCGUAACCGUAUACGUAAUUCAUAAUACAUUACAGUUGUCGGAUACGCAUACGCGUAAGGACGACGUAUACAUAGAAUCUUCUCAACCUAUUUCAGGCACGGUGGAAGCAAGUAGACAUUGAGGGGACUGACUGAGAUUUGGGAGGGGGGCUGAUUGAGAUCGAGGGCGCAAAGCAGUUUCUAAGGGGUCCGUGGGUAUGCCCCCCCCCCCCCGUAAAUUUUUUAAAACUAGAUGUCCUGAAAUGCAAUUUCAUGCAUUCUACAAAUAAAAUUUAUCUCUGCUAUAAAAUUUACUACCCAUAAUAUUUUCUAUUCAGAAUGAUUGGAGCCCCCCCCCCCCCCCCCCAGCUCCUGCUCCGCCGUGCAUAUGUAAUUUGUAUAGAAAGUGAUUGUUACGGAUUAUGCAUUACGUAUAACGUAUACGUGUACGCAUAUACGAAUUGCAGACAAAUGAAAUUUGCGCCAAACACAAUAUCCGCGUCCAGGGAUUGAGGGGGGAUGCAUAUGUCAUCCUCCACCUCUCCUACUUCACCCCACUUUUAUAAAUAGGCGAGGUCCACGUUUUAAUAUUGUUAUAUUUUCUAUGAGUAUUUUGAAAUCUCCAUAAAGUAUAAGCUAACUAUGAUGUAUAAACAAUGUGACUGUUAGUGAUUUUAAUGAGUGACACAUAAAUAUAAAUAUGUAUCACAUAGAUACAAACUGUGUUCAGCAAACACUCAUUUUCUUCCAGUUUGUUUAGUUACUGUUUUGUUUUAAAUAUAUAUUUUGUUAAUUUAUAAACCUAGUUGUGAAAAUCUUAAGUUGUUAUAUAGAGUUCCUGGCACUAUGUUUCGAAGCAAGGGAGUCCGCGGAAGGAAGCGGCUAUCCGCCCCAGGUGUCACGUUAAAGGGUGCGCAUGAAAUGCUCAGCGUUCGCAGACACCUGGUUUUGUCACCGUUUUGAUGUACGAGGGCAUGCCAUCAUUGUGUAGGGGCGUGUGCGGGGCUAAGGGGAAAAGAGCACAUGGAACAACUCGUGAAAAAGGUAACCCAAUGAAUUCGGUGUGUGUGUUGGGGAGGGGGGGGGGAGGGUUAAAUGGUAAUAAUAAAAAAGCCGAAAAAAUUAGGCACCUGAAUUUAUCUCUGGUCCUGCCCCUGACUUUGUCGGAACGUCCCUUUGACUCUGUCUUGUAUUUUUAGUGAGCGGCUAAGGAAAAAAGAACACAUGGACAAACUCGUGAAAAGGGCAACCCAAUGAAAACUACUUUAAAAAUAAUAAUUACAAAGAUAAAUAAAAUUUUAAAAAGUCAGAAAAAGAAGCACUUGAAUUUAUCCCCUGAUUCCCGCCUUCGACCCCCUCUCACUUCGUCGAAACAUCCUUUGGACUCUGUCUUAUGUAGAAAUUGAAUUUUUGAAUUUGAUCAUGUUAACUGUCGUCCAUAUUUACAGUGCCGAAUCCACGUUAAAAAUAUAACUCUAGUAUAACGCAUGUGUGUUUCCAGUGAGAGGCGUAGUACGCAUGCGUGUUCCUGUAGAUUUGCAAUACGAAUGCGUGUUCCUAAAGAGGUUCAGUACGCAUGCGUGUUCCCGUGAGAGGCGCAGUACGCAUGCGUGUUCCCAUAGUGGUGAGGUGUGAAGUGAGUAUACGUCCAUGUGUAGUAGUUAAAUAUUUAUUUGUCCAGCUAUUUGUGUUGAUAUUAUUAUCUAUGACAUUAAUGUAAUAAAUUGUAUAUGUGAUAUUUUUGUAAACAAAGGAUGAUUGUGAUAAAUACUUUCAAAUCC